AUGGUGCAGGCGUCUGCAUCUUCGUCAACAACCGGAAGCCAGGCCGGUGCACCAGCAGCACUCAACAGGCCGGUGUCUGUGGAUCAGUUCCCUGACUGGGAGGUGGACGUCUCCUGCCCCACCAGCGUGCCCAGGUUGUGCAGCCUCACUGUGAAGAAGCUGGUGGUCUGCGGGGACCUUGGGCGUGAGCUGCAAUCGGCAGUUAUAGCCAUCAGGAUGCAGGGAUCCAAGCACAUUCUCAGGUCCCAGAAGAUCAUGCUGCCCCCAAGUGGACACGGGGAGAAUGACCUGACGUUGACCUUCUCCCUGCGAUAUCCCCACAUCCUAAAGGGAGAAGGCAACAAGCUGGAGAUCAUAUUGCAGCGCAGAAAGCGCUCAAAGAUGCGGACCCUCUUGAACUGCAAAAUGGAUGCCUACAAAACACUGGCCACAGGCACCAUCAACAUGGCCGAGGUGAUGCAGCAACUCGAGGGAGACCAGGUGUUGAGCCUCUGCAGCAGCCCCAAGGAUGCCAACCCCAAGGUGGCCGAGAUCUGGAUCUUCUCCCUGACCAGCCAGCCCAUCGAGCAUGAGGACUGUGCCAUGCAGGCUGACCCCAUCUCCAAGGCCACAGAUAUGUACGAGGAGGAGAAGGAGAGCUUCCACUCUGGGCAGGAGGACAGGAAAAACACCUCAUGUGGGCAAGACCUGGAAAAGGAUGACAUGGACUCGGGGAAACCCAACAAGCAGUGGCAGUCAUCAGUAGAGACUACAUCUAUGAUAAAACAUCAAAGCUUCUGGCCAAAUGAUGUGGGGCUGCUGCCCAGGCUCACAGUGUAGGAGGUCCUGGAUUCUGAGCAGGACACUGGGGAGCAUGGCCCCAGGAUGGAGGAAGACCUGAACCUGAUCAACAUCACCCUGGAGUAUUCCAGCGAUAGUGGCCCCGAAACGGAGGAUGAUGACGGCACCUUGAGCACCCCCAAGUCCCAGACCAACCUCGAGCCAUAUAUAGAAUACCUGUCACAGUCCUCCUUGGAGACGGAGACCGACAGCAUCCAAAGUGCCCAGAGCCACAUGGAGCCUCUUAGUCCCACCAACGCUCCAGAGAUGUGGGCCCCGGGAGGCCAGCAGCUGGAUGACAGUUUUGCCAACUCAGUUUCCCACAGCACGGCCUCCCCUGAGGAGCAGCCUGCACAGCCGGAGGACAGCCCGGAGGCCGAGACCUCCAUGGAGGACAAGUUCACAAAGACGCUGCAGCCAGAACAACAAGACUGCCCAGACCCACAGAGCCAGCUGAAGGUCCCCAAGAAAACUGUUCAUGAUCAGCUAAGGGCCAUUCUCUACCCCUACGACCAGCUGCCUGACCAUGUCAUCGUCAUCAACACCUCCGACUGGCAGGGGCAGUUCCUGUGGGACGUCCUGCAGCAGCAAAAUCUGCCAGUGGUGGGCACCUGCUCUGAGGCUGACCUCCAGGCGGCCUUCAGCACCAUCGUGUCGCAGAUGGAGAGAUACAGCCAACACCAUGCCCGGCCUCGAGUUCCCAUGAAGAUCGCGGUGGUGGGGGCACAGCACUACCUGAGCGCCGUGCUGCGGCUCUGCGUGGAGCAGCUGUUCCCCAAGAUGCCCGAGCUGCAGGCCUACCUGUGCUUCCAGGUCCUCCCGCUGGGGUCCCACCCCGUGCCCCGGUACCUGUGCUCCGUGGAUUACCACGACAACAACUUCUUCCCGGAUCGGGCCUGGCGGGACCUGUUCACCAAGCUGGAGGCCCAGAGCACCGAGCUGGACAAGCAGGACAUCGCGUUCGCAGUCACCCGCUACCUCGUGGGGGCCAGCUGUGUCCACCAGCUGCCCAUCGCUCAAGCCAAGCUCACCUGCAAGCCAAAGAGCCCCGAUGAGCAGUCCUCACAGAGGUUCAUUCCCUUCCUGGGGCUGGUGAAGGUGGAAACAGUGGAACCGUCCUUGGCCACCUCAGGAGACUCAGGUGAUGCGGCCCCCUCGUGCUCCAGUGUGCUUUCGUCCACCCUGCCGUCCACAUCUCCAGCCGCCAAGGAGGCCUCUCACAGCCCGUCCUCCUCCCCGUCCGUGAGUGGGAAUUCCUCCCCCACCCAGGGCAUCUGCACCGAGCCGAUGGAGCUGCAGGUGGAUUACUGGACGGCAGCUCAGCCCACAGACAAGGAGAGAGAUGCGGAGGACAGAGACCUGCCUACUGCCACCAAUAUGCUCAAGGACACCUUCCAGUCUCUCCAGGUCAGCAGGCUGCCCAGCAGGGGUGAGGCCAGAGCUAUGCCCAGCAUGGUCAUGACUGUCAUCACCAAGGACCAGGACACUGAGGAGGAGGAUGUGGAGGCCCAAAGCCAGUGCAUCGAGGGCAUCAGCCGCCUGGUCUGCACGGCCCAGCACCAGCAGAACGUGCAGCACGUCCGUAUCGAUGGCGUGGAGUGGAAGGACGUGCAGUCCCUCCAGCUGGACGCCCAGUGGUCCUCCCACGUCCAGCACUUCCCCAUCCGCCUCUUCUGAAAUCCCAAGUCCACCUUCUCGCCCUGCCGUGGCCGAGCCCAGGAGGGCCCAGCUGCUCUUCUGUUAACAAUUUAG
Messenger RNA from Molossus molossus (Pallas's mastiff bat), 2571 nucleotides. Its product is annotated as phosphofurin acidic cluster sorting protein 2-like. The record is from RefSeq and is a predicted model, not a curated record. Gene Ontology annotation, biological process: protein localization to plasma membrane. Gene Ontology annotation, molecular function: transmembrane transporter binding. Lineage: Eukaryota; Metazoa; Chordata; Mammalia; Chiroptera; Molossidae.